Messenger RNA from Penicillium expansum, 927 nucleotides. RefSeq lists its product as uncharacterized. The coding region runs from base 1 to 927 and encodes 308 amino acids. Gene Ontology annotation, molecular function: protein binding. The record is from RefSeq and is a predicted model, not a curated record. Lineage: Eukaryota; Fungi; Ascomycota; Eurotiomycetes; Eurotiales; Aspergillaceae. The transcript is spliced from 3 exons.
AUGUCCGAAUCUCCAUCUCCCAUCCCACAUUUUGAUCCGUCAACUUCGGGAAUCCCAACAGCACCUCCUUAUGGCCAUAAGAGAAGAAUGUCUCCGCGGGCCUCCAGCUCCUCCAGUGGAACACCUCAGUUCACAUUCGUAACGGGGAACAUCCAAUCAGAAGCUCGGAGCCAUGCUAUGAGGGAGCACUGGAAGCGGCGGCAUCAGCACAAUCAGGAGGCGAAGAUAUAUCACCAGAAGAGGCUAUCGCGAACUUUGCCUCUCCUCCCGAAGAGCGGCACUAAUGAAGAUGUUUCACAGACAGCAGAUGCAAUUAGCUCUCCAUGGUUGGAGCAGAACUGGGACAUGGACCUAGUCGAAAAUCAGGAGAAGCAUUCCGGAAUUCCAGCUCAGCUUUUGUAUGGUGUGAGUCAGGCAUUGUCGAGCUCGAGGCCUGAUCCAUUCCAGACGUGUCCUGUUCACUUGACGAGCCAGCAUCAGAAACUCUUGCAUCACUGGAUUGGCACCCAUGCGGCUAUGAUGUUCGAAGAUUUGGAUGUCACCGAGUUUAAUCCGAUGAGGGAUGUUUGGUUCCCACUGGACCUUUCGAAUGCUUCCUCUUUCAACUGCAUCAUGGCUCAUUCAGCUGCGCACUUAUCUCAUCUAUACGCUGGUACUCUUCCUCGACGAGGCUCUAAUUCUUCUGAUGCCUUGAAAUACAAGAUCGAGGCUUUCAGGAUACUGCGCAUUUGGCUCGGGGAUCCCGAGAAGGAGCUAAGUGACGACUCUUUUGCUGCAGUUGUUCGUCUGCUCACGUUUGAGCGAUACUGGGGUACGGAGGAAGAUUGGAAAAUUCACCGUGAUGGCUUACAAAGAAUGAUCGAAGCCAAAGGUGGAGUCGAAGCGCUCCACCAUAACUGGCGUUUGGAACUUGUGGUUUACCUGUGA